GCGCGCGUGGAGGAGCCGCGUCCCGGAGUCUCCCCGCCGAGGCGGCCGCGAGUCCCGGCGCCGUGUGCGCGUCCGCUCGCAGGAGCGCCCGCCCCUGCGAGCCCUGCAGCAUGUCGCUGAAGGCCUGGCAGUGGGAGGAGGAGGACCGGGCCAGCCUCGGGCCCAUCUCCUCCGUCAACAGCCUUUACCCGUCCCCGAGCGAGUGUCACAUGCAGGAGUGCCUCAAGGCCACGGUCGGGUCCCAGGCGUCCGACUCUGACUUUGAGAGCAGCAGCUUCGAGUCCUCGGAAGAGUCUGGUGGCACCUUGAACUCCGACAUGCCCCAGGUCGUGCCCUGCAAAUUUGUCAUCUCACUGGCCUUCCCCGUGAACAUGGGUCAUAAAGGCAAACGUACGAGUUUGUUUGAAAAAUAUAAGAAACACCCUAAGAUGGACAACACCAUCGCAAAGAUGCGGCACUUCUACCACCUGGAGUACUUCCUGCUGCCCGAUGACGAGGAGCCCAAAGAGGUUGACAUGGUGAUGUUUCCGACAGUGGCCAAGGUGUUCCUGGAGUCGGGGGUGAAGACCGUGAAGCCGUGGCGUGAAGGUGACAAGCUCUGGGUGUCAUGGGCCCAAGCUUUUACCAUCAGUAUGACGAAGGAAUUGCUAAAGAAAAUAAAUUUUCACAAAAUAACCCUGAGGCUCUGGGACACGAAGGACAAGCUUUCAAAAAAAGCCAGGUAUUACCGAUUGAAGACAACCACCCACGUGGAUGACAUAGGGUCUUCCGAGGAAGUGAGACGUCUGGUUGCAAAUCAGAGAGGAUUUUCUGCACGGGGCACUGCGGAGGCCAGCAUCGUCACAGAGGAGCAGAGUCACGAGCACCCACCAGCAAAUCACGAAAAAGCAAAAACACACUCAAAGCGCUUGCAAGGUUCUCACCAAACAGAGCCAGAAACUCCUUGCAAGAACACUGAGGAAUGUGAAAAGCCGCUCAAGACGUAUGAUCCUUCCACGGUCCGAUGGAGUGUGACAAGAACACAAGGUGUUUCUCUGGCCGGAGCCACCAUAAUGGAGAUUAAAGAGUUAACUGAGCAAGCGUCAUUCAGCCACCUAACAAACUUGCUGGACAGAAGAAAGUCUCAGGCUAAAGGGAAAGAUUCGGAGGGAAAGAAGAAGAUCCCGAAGCGGAGUAAGAAAUUCCGAGCGGAUCAGGACGUGACCCUGGCCCAGGCCGGGCCCUGGAAGCCGAGCGUCUUCUCGCUGCAGCUGGUGGUAACACCGCUACUGGCCGGAGAGCAGUCUGUCGUGAGUCGCGGCAGCGACAAGGCCGCCAACAUCUUAGAUUGCCUUUUGAUGCUGAAGACGGAUGUCCCCAUCAUGACCGAGGAGCAGAAGCAGGACUUAAACCCCCUGACCAUAAAGAUCAAGUGUGUGUCCUGCCUCCCGGCACAGCCUGUGCCCCUUCAUGAGCUCGAGAGGCUGUGCGUGCCCGUCUACUGCAAGUACAAGUUCCACAAGACGCCAGCGCACAAGACCGAGGGGCGGCCGCACGCCCCCCACGUUCGUUUCCAGGACAUCAACGUCAUCUUCCUGGGGACUAUGGCCCCGGGGGACCUGCGGGAGUACCUGGAGGGCCCGCCUAUGGCGGUGGAAGUCCACGACCGGGACCGCAGGCCCGAGGAAUGUGCCCGGAAGCCCACGCUCUUCGGGGACGAUCCCCUGGACUCGCAGCUCAACGGCCAGAGCCUCAUCCCUCCCAAGGACACGGAGACCAACCCCUUCGAAUCCCACGACACGCUCUGGGACCCUUACGGGGUGGCCCGGGUCAGCUUCGCCGACCUCCUCCUGGGCCACAAGUACUUGAACCUGGCCGUCCCCAUCCACGCCUGCGAGCCCCAGCCCGUGCCCGGCGGCGGCGGCGACAGGGGCCGGGGCGGCCGGAGCAGGAGGCUGGUGGCGGGGUUCCGGGUCCCCACGGACGGCGCCCAGCGCGGCCCGAUGCCCGCCGGCCGCUACGUGGAGGCCGAGUCCUUGCUGAAGCUCCGCGUGGACGUCGCGGUGCCGCUGAGCACCGGGGCCGCCGUCGCGGACCCGCAGCCCGGGGGGACCCGCUUCGGCCGCAUCGUGUUCGUGUUCGACGUCGCCAAGCUGGCCCUGGUGCACGGGCUGCUGCAGGACGUGACCGCCAUCAACUCCGAGGCCCUCGGCCUGGCGUCCUGCCCGGCCUGCGGCGUCCAGCAGGUGCCGUCGGCCUUCAGGAUGCGCGUGACGAUCCGGGACCGGCCCCAGCUGGACGCGGUCACCGGCUUCCACCUGCUGGACGGCCGGGUGCACGUCUUCGUCCUGGAAGGCCUGGCCGACCAGGGCCUGCGGCGGCUGUGGGACAGCCACCAAAGCCGGACCCCCGAGGCCGAGCGGGGCGGGUACAAGGUGCUCUACAACUCGCAGCUGCUGUUCCGCCACCGCCUCUACGCGGACCUGGAGACCGCCCUCUACCGCGUGCACCUGUUCCGGCCGGUGGCGCAGCUGGUGCGGCACACGGCGCUGUACCUGCGCAAGGCCAUGCCCAGGAGCGCCUUCCGGACGGUGGCCAGGAUCCACGAGAUCUGCCGCAACAGCAGGGACCUGAGGGAGGUGAUCGUGAGGGACCUCCUGCCCUCGUCCGCCAUGAUCAAGGACCUGAGCCAGGAGUUCGGGAUGCCCUUGUCGCAGGAGGAACUGGCGGACGAGAACCUGCUGGCCCUACCGCCGCAGCCGGCCCCCAACCUCGAGGACUUCCGCCGUCACAGCUCCGCCCUGACGCCGGAGAUCUCGGCCCACCGGGACAAGUACCUGCGGUGGCGCAGCGCCAUGAAGCUGAGGGACCGCGGCAAGGACAGUUUCAUCCAGAAGAACAUCAGAGAAGCCUACCAGCCCGGCGCGAAGCCCCCGAAGCCGGUGGCGAAGGUGAUUAAGGUCGCAGCCCCCGCCCGCCAGCCCGGCGCGAAGCCCCCGAAGCCGGUGGCGAAGGUGAUUAAGGUCGCAGCCCCCGCCCGCCAGCCCGUCUGCAACUACAGCGUUCAGGCCCUGAACGCCGCGGAGCUGGCCAAGAAGGAGCUGUACCGCGAGCUGGCCAAGGAGCCAAGAAAGAGGUUCACGUAUUCGCAGAAUUUCCUCUCGGCCACGGUGGAGCCGGUGGACGCGGAGGAGGAGGAGAGACAGGCCCAGAGGCUGUCGCGCCAGGCCUGGCUCACGGCCAGCGGCUUCCAAGUGACGGGACUCAGGAGUGGCAUCGGCGGCAGCCACCAGCCGGGGCUCCGGCUGCCGCUCCUCAAAGAGCCGGCUGAGGAGUGGACGGAAAACGCGCUGUUCGCCAACAAGCUGAGGCCCGUGCUGGACCGAGACAGGUGGGGCUGGGACCGACGUCACCUGGACUUCGAGCUGUACAAGAAGCCGCCGCCGUUCCUCGAGCUGCCCCCUCGGCCAGCGCCGAAGCCGGCGACAGGCAGGAAGACGAAGAGGAGCGUCCCUGUCACCUGAGCAGCGAGGACCCUCGAGGGACCCCCAGCAGCACCUCCUGCUCUGGCGCCCGCCCGGCCUCUCCCUUCUGCGACCACCCGCCCCCACCCCCCCCUUCAUUAAAGCGCAGCAGGACACGGGCCACCGUGCAGGGCAGGGCUCACCUCGUGUCGUGGUGGCCAAGCCGGACGCGGGCGGAGCGGCGUCACCCUGUCCAGGCUGGGGAGGACGUUGGCACCCGCUUCGUCACCAGCUGGGAACACAGGGGCUCAGGGUGAGGACCUGCCGCCUGGGAGGGUCCCUGUCCCGGGUGCAUCGUCACCCGCCCAAGUCUCCCCCUGUCCCCGGGAGAGUGGGGCUGAUGACACCCCUCCCUUCGGGUCCCAGGAGGCCGCCCGCGGCUGCCUCGGUUUCCCCCCGUGGUCUCUGCAGACUCGGGACGGGGUUGAGGCGAGACCGGGUCCCGGGAAGCUGAGACCAGAGGCCGAUGCUCGGCAUGCGACUGUCACCUCCCCCAGCAGCAGGUCCCGGACUUGGGCCCGAGGGAGGGCCACCGUCCCCGUCCCAGGGGGCUCUCCUCACCCGC
Molecule: messenger RNA, 4068 nt
Organism: Lemur catta (Ring-tailed lemur)
Lineage: Eukaryota; Metazoa; Chordata; Mammalia; Primates; Lemuridae
Gene: CFAP92
Product: cilia and flagella associated protein 92 (putative)
Exons: 16
Coding region: 111-3503 (1130 amino acids)
Source: RefSeq, a predicted model, not a curated record